GUGACGUCACAUUCGUGCGCCGGAAGCUUCCCACAUUCCUCUCCCCAACUCAGGUGGCAAGGAUGUCGGGAUUCGCGGAGCUCGGGCUGUCGUCUUGGCUUGUGGAACAGUGUCGGCAACUGGGGUUGAAGCAGCCUACACCUGUACAGCUCGGUUGCAUCCCCGCCAUCCUGGAGGGUCGUGACUGCUUAGGCUGUGCAAAAACGGGCAGUGGUAAGACUGCAGCCUUUGUGCUCCCUAUCUUGCAAAAGCUGUCGGAGGACCCCUAUGGCAUCUUCUGCCUCGUCCUGACACCCACCAGGGAGCUGGCCUACCAGAUCGCAGAGCAGUUCCGGGUGCUGGGGAAGCCGCUGGGCCUGAAGGACUGCAUCAUAGUCGGUGGCAUGGACAUGGUAGCACAGGGACUGGAGCUGUCCCGGAAGCCACAUGUGGUGAUCUCUACACCCGGACGCCUGGCCGACCACCUGCGCAGUUCCAACACCUUCAACAUGAAGAAGAUCCGCUUUCUGGUGAUGGAUGAGGCGGACCGGCUGCUGGAGCAGGGCUGUACCGACUUUACCACGGACCUAGAGACCAUCCUGGCUGCAGUGCCCUCUCGCAGGCAGACGCUGCUGUUCAGCGCAACACUCACUGACACACUCAAGGAGUUGCAGGGCCUGGCGACCAAUCAGCCUUUCUUCUGGGAGGCAGAGGCCCCGGUGUGCACAGUGGAGCAGCUAGACCAGCGCUAUCUGCUGGUGCCGGAGAAGGUGAAGGAUGCCUACCUGGUGCACCUGGUCCAGAGCUUCCAGGACCAACAUGAGGACUGGUCCAUCAUCAUCUUUACCAACACCUGCAAGACUUGCCAGAUCCUUUGUAUGAUGCUUCGAAAGUUCAACUUCCCCACCGUUGCGCUGCACUCCAUGAUGAAGCAGAAAGAGCGCUUCGCAGCUCUAGCUAAGUUCAAGUCCAGCAUCUACCGGAUUCUCAUUGCCACUGAUGUGGCUUCGAGGGGCCUAGACAUCCCCACAGUGCAGGUGGUUAUCAACCACAACACUCCUGGCCUCCCAAAGAUCUACAUCCACCGAGUAGGUCGCACAGCCCGUGCAGGGCGGCAGGGACGGGCCAUCACGCUGGUGACACAGUAUGACAUCCACCUGGUGCAUGCAAUUGAGGAGCAGAUCAAGAAGCAGCUGGAGGAGCUGUCGGUGGAGGAAGCUGAGGUCCUACAGAUCCUGACUCAGGUCAAUGUGGUGCGAAGGGAGUGUGAGAUAAAACUGGAGGCUGCCCACUUUGAUGAGAAGAAGGAGAUCAACAAGCGGAAACAGCUGAUUCUAGAGGGCAAGGUGGGUCCAGGAGCAGCUGAGCCUGAUGCAGGGGUGGGUGUGGUUGGAGAUGCUUGUGUGUUGGGAAGCAAGGCCCAGCAUGGUCCUCCCUCCUGGUCAGGACCCGGACCUGGAGGCCAAGCGCAAGGCAGAGCUGGCCAAGAUCAAGCAAAAGAACCGGCGCUUCAAGAAGAAGGUGGAGCAGACACUGAAGCGGCAGAAGGCUGGGAGUGCCAGCAGGGGGCAUCGCCCACCCAGGCCCCGGUCCCAGGCAUCCCUGUCGUUCACCCAGAACCCUGUCUGAAUUCUGCAGGAUGACAGCUGCCUGGUUUAGGACUGACUCCUUGCUAAGGCACCAGCACCCCCAUGAGCCAUGCCCCCUCAGGGAUCUCGAAGUCCCCACCCCACCUAGGGACGGUACACCUGUGUAGGAGACAGUAAACACUCUGAACUCUUUCA
Molecule: messenger RNA, 1763 nt
Organism: Nannospalax galili (Upper Galilee mountains blind mole rat)
Lineage: Eukaryota; Metazoa; Chordata; Mammalia; Rodentia; Spalacidae
Gene: Ddx49
Product: DEAD-box helicase 49
Exons: 12
Coding region: 63-1622 (519 amino acids)
Molecular function (GO): ATP binding; nucleic acid binding; RNA helicase activity
Source: RefSeq, a predicted model, not a curated record